Messenger RNA from Didymosphaeria variabile, 2283 nucleotides. RefSeq lists its product as uncharacterized. Gene Ontology annotation, cellular component: nucleus; SMN complex. The record is from RefSeq and is a predicted model, not a curated record. Bases 1 to 2283 code for a protein of 760 amino acids. Gene Ontology annotation, biological process: spliceosomal snRNP assembly. The transcript is spliced from 3 exons. Lineage: Eukaryota; Fungi; Ascomycota; Dothideomycetes; Pleosporales; Didymosphaeriaceae.
AUGCCGCAAGACGCCGAGACUGGACAAGACAUGCCGGAAUCCAUGUCGCACUCCGGCGUGAACAUGGCUGUCACGGAGGAUGGCGCGGCUUAUAACAAGCUUCGCAGGCCGGACGAUUACCUACAGUCACUCACCGCGCAAUACCCGGCCAAGAGCGAACUACCGCCCGCGAAACGAAAGUUCGAAGCCGUUGCUACCGCAGACCAUGAAGACGGCCAAGCGCCAAACACCAAGCGCUCAAGAGAAGAACAUGCGUCCGCGGGUGCGACCUGUGCAAGAGCUGUCGCAGGCGACAAGAGGCGCGUCUUCCGCCCAGUUAAAGAGAACGGCAUGCAGACCAUGUUCCCCGGCCUAGACGACGACUCUGCUUCCGACGAAGACGACACUACGAGGGACGCCCUCGCGUACCUUCGCAGCGUGAGGUCCGAAGCUUCUACCAUACCCACCCUCCUCGUCGCACCGCCGCAAGCGCCGAGACACAACGAACUCGAUCACUCAAUGUACCAUGACGGAGUUGGAGAUCAUAGGGCCGUAUACCAGGAUGGCACGUGGGUCGCUGUGGACGAGGAUGUGGACGUGGAGUACUACGACGAAGACGAGGACUGGUCACAGUACGAGGACGACAUCAAUCCACAAGAGGGAUACUACACGUCCCUGCUUAGGCGCUACAAAGCUCUUCGGAGUACCCUGGCCAACGCUGAUCCGAAGGAGCUGGCUGCUUUGGUGAAAGCGGAUCCGGAGAAGUACGCGAACGUGAGGGUGCCGUAUUACAAGAGCGACUGGCGGUAUGCGUUCGACAACAAGUACCCAACACCGGCGUUGGUGGCUCAGAUCGACGAGAAGAGCCUCUAUCGCACAAUGGAGUAUGUCUCAGAAGUCUUAAUCACGGGAGACACUAUAUCGAAACAGAAGAGCUGCUGGAUAUGGACGCUGCUAGCUUUGGCUGGGGACUCAGGUACCCUGGACUACUACAAGGUCGGUCGCAUCAGGGAGCUAGGGCACAAAGCGGGUCAAUUGAGCAUCCGUCUGCGAAGCGGGGUGCGGCGAGAUGCAGACGGAGUCGAGAAAGAAGGCGACGCAGAAGACUGGGAGGUCGAGGGAGAAGGCGUUGACGAGGACGAGCAAGACGAGAACGAGAAUGGCAAGGGGGCUGAAGCGAAAGAGAGCAGGCUUACGCCAGAGGUACAGCGUCACGCUAUCGAAGAUGGUGAAGGGGGUAAUCAUGAGGAAGAGUACGAACCGCCCACGGACAUCGGCGGCCAGUCAUACGGAGCCACCGAACAGAAGCUUGCAGUAUAUGCUUCCCAGCCUUCCAACAAGGGCCACGAAGAAAAGAACAUAUCAAUUUCCGAAGAUGAAGGCGAGAUAGAAGAGGAUGAGCCCGAAGUUGAAGACACGCCGGCCGACCUAGAAGCAGCGCGUGCCCGCCUGCUCGCCCAACUUGGAGAAAACCUCGUCACAGAAGCCGUUCCAAACCUCAAAAUACCAGCCCACCAGCUUCGAGGAAAACAAGCUCACGUAGAGCCGCGUCAAGGUGGACGCCACCGACACAAUGGCAAGUGGUGCAAAGAGCUGUCGUGCCAGAUGAACAAAGGACGACAAGAGGCCCAUCGUAAGGCAGCGUUGCGAGCUACAAAGGGUGUGAUGGCGAAUAGAAGCAGGUCUGAGACGUCGUUGCAAUCUCGGCAGGAUACACAAUCAGCGGCAAAUCAGCAGCGACAGAACAAUGCAUCAGAGGAACCUCCCGCACCCGCGAGCGCAGACGCCUCUACUUACGAGCCUGCAGUGCUCUCAAUCCCACAGGCCACGGAAGAUACUUCUCGGAGUUCGGCUAUAGAAAAUGAAGCUGAGGCUCUUGGUGAGGCUCCAGCAGCUGAAAAGAUCGACCCAGCGGCCUUCCUAAUAUUUCUCCACUCAGCUAUACAGGGCGAUCUUUCAGACGGGGAAGCAGAAAUCUUGAGGGAAUUCCCGCCCGAACUGGCCUUGGAAGCUCACUCGUUCUUUAACCGAGACGAUGGGACAGGAACAGACGAGGACUUCUUGCGACAGCUCCCGCCAGAUAUCGCUGCGAGCGUUCGCGAGGGAAUUCGUAUCAACCGUAUAGGCAGUGUGUCUGAGCGGCGGGCCAUCGAUGUCGAGUGGGAAUCAUCCAGCGAUCGAGAGGACGAGCGGCGUGUAGAGGAAGUCGAUCUGAACACAAGAGUAACGAUUGAUAUGAUCCUGACAGUGGUGGGUGAAUGCUAUGGGCAGCGGGACUUGUUGAAAUUUCGGGAGGUGUGGUGA